Papilio xuthus (Asian swallowtail) is the source of this 2304-nucleotide messenger RNA. It is a transcript of the gene Rad60, whose product is annotated as DNA repair protein Rad60. The record is from RefSeq and is a predicted model, not a curated record. NCBI's taxonomy places the organism in Eukaryota, Metazoa, Arthropoda, Insecta, Lepidoptera, Papilionidae. Gene Ontology annotation, biological process: positive regulation of transcription by RNA polymerase II; cytokine production. The coding region runs from base 466 to 1554 and encodes 362 amino acids. The transcript has 3 exons.
AUUUCAAGGACGCGUGACGGAAAUCAAAAAUCAAGAUCCAUUAGCAAUAGCUAUAUUAUAUAGAUAAACCGACGAUAGAUUAUCGACGGAUCAGAUAUGGAUUUUACGAUCGAAAAUUUCACGUACGAAACCAAGAAACUUCAUCAUUUUCCUCAUACGCUACCAAACGAACAAAAACUCCGAACCAUAGACGAAAUAAAUUUAAUCUACAUCAAAGCUGCCAGUGUCUGUCAUCUGUCAAGUCAAUUGUCAAUGUCAAAUGUCAAGAUUAAGCUCGAUCACCAGUCAAAGAAGAGAUUGAAUUCAAAAUAUAAAUUCAGUCGCAUGAAAAAAUACCCAAAAAUCCUCUUAAUUCCUACAAUCCUGUUGUGUUAAAUUAUGCUAUGGAUUCCUGAUAAAUUUAUUCGGCCAAAAGCAUAUUUAAAUAAUUUGAAUAGUGCAUAAUCGUUUCAAUUUACGGCAAAGAUGAUUUCCUCGUCUGAUUCAGAAGAGGACUGUUACAGUAACGCAGCUUUGAAACUGGAAAAACUUAAAAAUGCAUACAAAGACGAUAAAUUGGAUAAUUCAAGUUUCCUAAAUGAAUCUUCAGAUGUCGAAGUUGUUACUGAUAGAAAAGUUAGUAAACAAGCACCCAAAAUUUCAAUAAACUUAACUAACGAGGAAGAACAAGAUGAUUUGGAACUAGAAAAAAUUCUAAAGUAUUCCACAAGACGCCAAACUCGAUCUUCGACGAGAAGAAAACAAUCAGAUCCUGUUAUUAAUGAAAUACUAGAUACAAGUUUGAAUAAAACUGUUUCCACAAGGAAGCGUAAACAAACUACAAAAAACAAGACAGUUGUAACUCCAAAGAGCACUCCAAAUAGAGGUAGAAAGAGAGGUAGAGGCAGAGCUGGAAGAGAGAGACAUAGUCAAAUGUCUGAUUCUAUACCAAUAAUUAGUGUUGGUAACACACUAGAAUAUGAAGACCCAUUAGAAGGUCAGAGACUAUUUAGCAAAGCAAAUAACAGUGAUAAUGUUGUAUUACUAGAUGAUAGUGAUGUUUUAGAUGAAAAUGAAGAGUUAUCUGUGAAAGUAUAUUGGAGAAGUUCUGAUUAUUAUCCAUUUAAAAUACGUAGAUAUCAAAAACUCACACCAAUAUUCAGAUAUUUCGCACAGAAAGAAAAUGUCAGUGAAAAUAACUUACUAUUCAUGUACAAUGAUAAAAUAUUAAAAGCAGAUGAUACUCCCGAUUCAAUUAAUUAUAGCAUUGUGAAGUUUAUAGAUGGAGGUGUUAUAAAUCGAGAUGUAACUAAAUUAGUGAAUGGUAAAACAAUAGAUAAUGGUAAAGGUAUUCAGAUUAAAUUUCAGUGUCAAAAUACGAAGAAACCUUUAGAAAUAAUGGUACAACCAAAGGACAAGCUUUCCUUAGCCAUGAUCAAAUGUGCGGAACAUUUGGAGAUGCCUUUAAACAAACUUAAGUUUGUAUUCGAUGGCGACAGCAUUACUGGUACUAUGACCCCCGAGGAAUUAGAACUGGAAGGUGGUGAGUGCAUUGAUGUGAAGAUCAUUAGCUGAUGCUGUCUGAAUUUAGAUAUAUAGACCCAUCUAAUGAAAAGAGUUACAUCUUUUAACAUCCCAUAGAGAUGUAGAUGUAACUUUUUUGUUGAAAGUCUGAUGAAUAAGAAGCAAUAUUUUUUUGCCAAUAUAAUUACCUAAAUAUUAUUGAAUUCAGUAGUGUUAGGGUAGGGCGACAGCCCAGGGCUCCGGGCUCAAGAGGGCACCAGAGUCAGAUGUAAAUGGGUGCGUGUAGUGUCCCCGAAAAUUCCCUAUCUAUGGAAGAUUUUCCCCGAUAUCAGAAAAAUGGGGUGCCUCUCCCAGGGUACCAGAAAUGCUAAAACCUGCCCUGAUUGAAUUAAAUAUUCAAUGAUAAAUGUUUUAGAAGUAAAUAUAGUUUGUUAUUGGUGAGCCGAUUAACCUAUUGAUGUUUUUUGGAAUGUUUUUUUUAUUCUACGGAUUCUGGUCAACUGGGGAUUAUUAGCCAGUGUUUGACGAACACAUCCUUAAUUGUAUAUUAUUUUAAACUUUAUUUUAUUACUUUUUUUUGAAUAUCUGGUUUUUGUACUAAGAGAUAAUAAUGCCCGGUUCAUAUUAUUCCAGCUAAGUUACAAGUGGAACAAUUUAAACUCACACUGGUCUAAAUUAAUGUUUUAUUGACUGAAUUUAAACAAUUAUUUUAUAAUUAAAAAUGUUGCUGUGUCACGUAAAUAUUUCUGUAUGUGAUUGUUUGGGUCUAUGCUUAUUCUUUAAUUAAUUGAUUUUUUUUUU